GUCACGUCACGUGACAGGUAGCAUAGUAACCAGCAAGCUUCCGGUGGCGCGCAGGUGUUGUACUCGUUCCCCGGCGAUUAUAUUCGUAAAAAUACGAAUAGUAAUCCGAGUAACCGAACAUUAUUGAGGCAGCGAGAUGCCGGGAAAACAGUGUCAACAGUUCAAAACGGGGGACCUCGUGUUUGCCAAAAUGAAGGGAUUCCCCCAUUGGCCUGCGAGGGUCUGUAAGUUAGACGAGAGCCACAAGAAGAGAGUUCCUGUUUUCUUUUUUGGGACCCAUCAAAUAGGUCAUAUCGCUCCGGAACACAUCGUCCCGUUCGCCGGGAACAAGAUGAAGUACGGCAGCGGCGUUCGCCUGAAAGGUUUCUCCGAGGGCAUGUGGGAGAUCCAGAACACGCCUGGAGUCGGGAAGAAAGCCAAAUUUGCAGCUAAAAGUACACCGUCAAAAUCAACCACCCCGUCUAAAGCAACCCCAUCCGCCAAAGUUUCAUCCGCAAAACCGGUUUCCGGCUCUGAAACAAAAACCGCUGCAACCAAAAGCACACCAGCUAAACCGACUCCAUCUACAAAAAGAGGCAGAGCCGCGAAACUAAAGACAGACGUCGACGUCACGCCGGUCCAGUUGACUUCAGAUGCGGAUGGCUCAUCUACAGAGACGAGCGCAAUGCGCUUGAAACGCUGUGCGGUCAAACGUGUCCCGUCGACGACCCCCGAUAGCCAGCUCGUAACCGCUUGCACGCCAGAAACCGCUCUGACUGCGUUUGACGGUGAGACAAAAAGUGUGCAGGCGACAGAAAUCCAGAGAACAUCUUCAGUGGAGGACAUUAAAAUGGAAAUCCAGAGCACGCGGGUAGCUUCCACGCCUGAAAGUGACGCCGCCGCGCAGUCGUUGACGUCUCCGGCGCAGAGGCGACGAGGGCGGCCGAGUAAAGCCUCGGCGAUGGAAAAGAAACCAGAAACACGACAGACUGAAGUUGAGCAGAUCGCGCAGAGCAGCACAAAAGGGUCCGUCAGAACUCGGCGACAGAAGUCGGGAACGAUCACGAAUCCUGACUGUUCCGAUGCAAGCGAGCCAAAAGAUGAGCGCACCGCUCCGCAGGAAGCUUCCACUCCAGAAAAUGCUCCCACUUCAACGCAAAUGGCGAAGAGGGUACGAGGCCGGUUGAUAAAAACGGCGAAUCAGAUGAACAGCGAGGUUGAAAUCACACAACCUGACCCCACUGCCUCCAAAUUAGUUGAUCAGGAGACCCGACCCGCUUCGACGCUAACCUCCAGCGUUAGUGAGGGCAAACCGAACGAGGAGCAGAAGGCAGCGGAGAUGAUGGAGGAGUCGAGACCUUGCCCAGAAGCAGAAGAAGAGGAAGGGAAAACGGACAAGAAGGAAGGAAAGGUGGAUUCGACGCUUAAUGAAGGAAGGAAGAAGAAGAGAAAAGAAGGUGAAAGGACCAAAACCGUGCAAGAAGGUAAGACAAACCUGAUAAUAGAGGAGUCGAAACUCGCCCAGGAAAGUAAGCUGUUAAGUAAAGAGGAGGAGAACAAAAAAGGAGGAACAACAGCAGUGACGGUAGAGCAGACAACACUUGUCCGAGGAGAGAUGAAGCUAAAUGAUGGAGAAAAAGAGGAGACCAAACAGGAAGGAGUUGAGGAAGGGACAGUAGAACAGUCCGCAGCUCUCCAAGGAGAGAAGACAAAGACGACAGAAGAAGAAAAGGCUGGGUCGACGCCUAGUGAAGGAAGGAAGAGAAAAGGAGAAAAUAGCCAACCCGUGCAAGAAGGAAAGACAAAGUUGAUCGAGGAGUCGACACUCACUCAGGAAAGAAAGCGGCCAAGAAAAGAGAAGAGCAAAGAAGGAGGAAAACCGGUAGAGCAGACAACACUUGUCCGAGGAGAGACAAAGCUAAACGAUGGAGAAAAAGAGGUGACCAAACCAGGAGAAGUUGAGGAAGGGAGAAUAGAACAAUCCACAGCUCUCCAAGGAGAGAAGACAAAGACGACAGAAGAAGAAAAGGCUGGGUCGACGCCUAGUGAAGGAAGGAAGAGAAAAGGAGAAAAUAGCCAACCCGUGCAAGAAGGAAAGACAAAGUUAAUAGAGGAGUCGACACUCGCUCAGGAAACAAAGCAGCUAAGAAAAGAGGAGGAGAGCACAGAGGGAGGAAAAACAACAGUAACGGUACAGCAAGCAACACUUGUCCUAAGAGAGAGGAAGCUAAAUGAUGGCGAAAACCAGGAGACCAAACAGGGAGGAGUUGAGGAAGGGAAAACCGCAGCAACGGUAGAACAGUCCGCAGGUGUCCAAAGAGAGAAGACAAAGACGACAGAAGAAGAAAAGGCUGGGUCGAUGCCGAGUGAAAGAGGGAAGAGAAAGAGCAAACCUGUGCAAGAAGGAAAGACAAAGCUGAUGGUAGAGGAGUCGACACUUGCUCAGGAAAGAAAGCUGAUAAGAAAAGAAGGGGAGAGCAAAGAAGGAGGAAAAACGAUAGAGACUGUAGAGCAGGCAACACUUGUCCAAGGAGAGGUGAAGCUAAAUGAUGGAGAAAAAGAGGAGACCAAACCGGGAGAAGUUGAGAAAGGGACAGUAGAACAGUCCACAGCUCUUCAAGGAGAGAAGACAAAGACAACACAAGAAGAAAAGGGCGAGACCCAACAAGCAGGAACGAUAGAAGGAAAGACGGAAAUGACGACUCUUAGCCGAGGGGAGAAGACGGAAACAAAUGUAGUGGAAAAAAAGACAAAGCUCAGUGAUAGCAAAGAAGAAAAAGUGGAGGCGAGGACGGAGGAGACUACAGUUGUUCCAGAAGAGAAGUCUAAGCGAAAAGAAGACAAGGAGACCCAGCAAGAGGAAGCUGGGAAAGGAAAAACGGAUGUGCCACCUAAGGAGUCGACACUUAGUCAAGGAGGGAAGAGGCAGAAAAAAGAAGAGCCUGAGCAGGAGGGAGGGAAGGAAGGAACAAUAAAGCGGGAGAAGAGAAAGAGAAAAGAAGUUGAAGAGGAAAAGACCAAGCUGGAAGGAGGUGAGAAGGACAAGAGGGUGACGACAGAGGAGUUGACAGCUGCCAGAGAAGGGAAGACCAAGAAAAAACAAGAAAAAGAAGAUGGGGAGAAAGGAAAGACGCAGGUGUCAACACAGGAGUCGGCGCUUAGUCAAGAAAGGAAAAGGCAGAGAAAGGAAGAGAAAAGAAACCUGGAGAAGUCAACUUCUGCCCAAGAGGAGAAAAGCAAGGGUAAGGAGGACCCCAAGCAGGAAAGAGGUGAGAAAGCAAAGACACAGGUGACAACUGAGGAGUCGACUCUUAGUCAAGGAGGGAAGAGGCAGAAAAAGGAGGAGACCAAGCAGGAAGAAAAAGGCUUGAAGACAAAAGAAGUCGGGAAAAAACUCGCAGGCAAGGAGCAAGGGAUGAAAACGACGAGAGGAGAUUCGCAAGGAGAGGGCAGGCGAGAAAGCCGGACAAGUGACAGGAAGGACGAGGGAGCCAAGAGAAAGGAGGUGACGGGGGACAGAAGAGAUGAGAAGAGGAGCUCCAGGAAAGAGAAGGACUCAAGGGAGAGAAGAAGGCUACCCAAGGAGGCCAAAGUCCGACCCAAGGAGGGAAGCGACAUGGAAGAGCAGCAACAGCGGCGACUGGCGGCCAAGAGGGAGAGUGUGCUGAAAUCCCUACGAGGUCUGCUCAAAUCCUCCCGAGGCAACAAGCGGAGGGACGCGGGUGCCAAGGGCGUUACGAAGUCCACCUUCCGAUCCACGACCAAGCGCGCCAGGGGCCACAAUUUGCUCAAAGAAUCCAACAUUCGAAAGAAAAGUACAGGAAGUCCUUCAGUCGAGAAAGUCAAAGAGAAGAAUCCCCCCGCGGCUGGAUCACAAAGUGACGCCAAAGCUCAAGAGGGUUUGGAAAAAGACGGCAGGAAGUUGAUCGGUAAAAUUGUCAAAGCCACCACUAAGGUUCAGGUCAAGACCAUGAUGGGCGGAGCCUCGCUUCCACCGCCGCCGCAAGAAGAGGACGAGAAGAAGAGGGCGGCCGCGGACAAGAGUGCGCCGGAGGAAAAAAAGCCCGACCGGACUUUGACGGACGACGAGAAGGCCGCAACUAAGCGCCGCGAUGAGACGCGGAAGGACAAAGACGCGGGAAAGAAGACAGAAAAAAAUGUAUCGCAGAAGGACGGCGGUGCCAAACAGCAAAGCGCCGAGAAGAGUCGCAAGCCCUCUACCGAGGAGGACAAGAACCACCAGCAGAAGAAGAAUAACCACAACCUGACGGCCACUGACUCCACCCUGCACAGGAUCCAUGGAGACAUCCGCAUCUCACUCAAGAAUGACAAACCGGAUUUUGCCAAGUGCCUGGCGGCGUUGGAUCAGCUCAGCGGCGUCUACGUAACCUCGCAGCACGUAGAGAGGCACAGCGAGCUGAUCUCCACCCUGAGGAAGAUGCGCUUCUACCGCGCCAACCAAGACAUUAUGGACAAGGCGGCCAUGUUGUACAACCGCUUCAAGAACGCCUUCAUCCUAGGCGAGGGCGAGGAGGUGGUAAGCGCCGCCUUCCUCCGAUCGCUGCUUGAGGAGAAGGAACGCGAGGAGGCAGAGCGCUGCAAAAAGCCCCCAGGCACACCUUCAGUGGACUAGAAGUCAAUGGAACUGAUCCAGGUCCACGCAGUUCCCAUGGAAACUUGAACUGAAGCAAGAUUUUAGUCUUGACCCGGACAUUUUGUAUUUAUUCAUGUUUAACAGCCUUGUGAAGUGUGACGGAUAUUUUUAUUCAGUAGAUUUGUUUUUUUUUUUUUUUUUUUUUUUUUCGUUUUUAAUCGGUCUAUUUUGCUGUACAGGAACUUUC
Corythoichthys intestinalis (scribbled pipefish) is the source of this 4820-nucleotide messenger RNA. Its product is annotated as trichohyalin-like. The record is from RefSeq and is a predicted model, not a curated record. Bases 137 to 4612 code for a protein of 1491 amino acids. The transcript has 12 exons. Lineage: Eukaryota; Metazoa; Chordata; Actinopteri; Syngnathiformes; Syngnathidae.